Molecule: messenger RNA, 314 nt
Organism: Raphanus sativus (radish)
Lineage: Eukaryota; Viridiplantae; Streptophyta; Magnoliopsida; Brassicales; Brassicaceae
Product: abscisic acid receptor PYL10
Source: RefSeq, a predicted model, not a curated record
AUCCGUGAGAGCUGUCUCUUAUUAUAUCAAAGAAUAUUCCUUGUUUUCUUGCCGUGCUUGUCACUUUGUCUGUGUGCUCUGAAUAUGAUGAACGCUGUAGAGACAGAGAACAUGGAGAACGAGUGCAUCAAGAGUCACCACAUGCAGGAGGAGCUUUUGGAGAAUCAGUGUAGCUUGAGGCUCGUUAAGCACAUCAAAGCUCCUCUUCAUCUCGUGUGGUCAAUUGUGAGGAAAUUCGAUCAACCACAAAAAUACAAGCCGUUUAUUAGUAGUUGCGUGGUCAAAGACAAGAAGUUGGAGACUGGUGCGGUAAG